This is a messenger RNA of Boleophthalmus pectinirostris (great blue-spotted mudskipper), 5229 nucleotides long. RefSeq names its product rp1 like 1b (gene rp1l1b). Gene Ontology annotation, cellular component: axoneme. The transcript has a single exon. The record is from RefSeq and is a predicted model, not a curated record. NCBI's taxonomy places the organism in Eukaryota, Metazoa, Chordata, Actinopteri, Gobiiformes, Gobiidae. Gene Ontology annotation, biological process: retina development in camera-type eye; photoreceptor cell development; axoneme assembly. The coding region runs from base 1 to 5229 and encodes 1742 amino acids.
AUGAGUAUUCUUCAGUCUCUGUGGCUUUCAGAUCCAACAAAUAGUAAUCAUGCUGGAACUGGCAAAGCUGACGAGCACCAUUUUGUAGAUACAUCAUCGUCUGGUGUUGAUGUCAACAGUGGAUCUGGAAAAAGUAGUGAUGGUAAAAAUAUCGACCCAUUUCAACCAGCACAUGAAGAUGAAAAAGAGGAUGAUAAACACAAGGAAGAUGACCUAAUAACCAAUGAAACGGUCAGAGACUAUGAAAGUCCCAAAGACCUACCAGAAUCGCCAACCUCUGCUGGACAAGACAAUUGUCCUUCUCUGAAAGAAGAAAGUGAAGCUUCCCAUUCUGGAAGUCCUUGUUCACUUAAAAGAGAAGAAUUAGCGAAAAUAAUUUUUAAUGAUCCAGAUCCUUUGUGGGUCCUCACAUUACUGACCAAGAUUGAGAAACAGUUUAUGAAACAUUACAUCAAUGCAAUGAAAGAGUUUAAAGUUAGAUGGAAUAUGGAUAAUAAUGAACAGCUUGAUUUUAUUAUUAAUGAGCUGAGAGGCGAAGUACACGGCAAAAUCCAAAAAAGUAUAGAUAGAGAACUUAAUAAGAUAAAACUCCAAUCUGGACUUCCAAGACCUCCAACAGAACCAAAAGAGGGACAGCAUUUGGUGAGAAGUAGGCACAAACAUUCUCAUGAACAGAAAGAAAUAAGUGAGGACUCAGCCACGGGCACAUCCUACAGCGAUCAGCGUAGUGAAAACGAUGAGGAAUGUUCUUGUCAAACAUGUGUCCCAACACAAACAUCAGAUGCACCAGCUAAUCUUCAGCCUGUGGAAGGUAAAUCCGAAGAAGAUGCUGCUACACAAGAGACCAAUGCAUCAAAAAUGUCUAUCACUGGUAAUGAAGCAGAGGAUAAUAAAUCUGCUGCUACUGAUCAAGAUAACACUGACAAAAGUACAACCGUAAAUCAACAAAUGGAAGAAGAAAAUGCUGCUGAAACAGAAGUUGAAGCCAAAUGCACAAAUGAGGCUGAGGAUGAGAUUGAGAAUACAAAAGAGACUGUAGGGGAAAUGGAACGAGAUAAUGAUGAAGAGAAAGAAACUAUAAGUCAGAAUGAGAACGAGGGUGAGGAUGAAGAGACUUUUUCCUCUAGAGUAGAUGAAAACAUUGAAGUAACAGAAGAUGGUGUUUCAGUGGAAGAUCCUGCUGAUGAGGAACUUGCUACACAAGAUGCAAUACUGGAAAAGGAGAAUUUUGAUGCCACCAUAGUUGAUGAAUCUGACGCAUGUUCAAACACAGAAGCAGAAACAGCUGAGGAGGAGGCUCCUGUCAAAACUGCAGGCGAGUCUGGUGACGAAGAGGAAGAGAAAGACAUCAGUGGAAAUGAACAUGAAUCAGGAGAAGAUGAGGAAACAGAAACAAAUGAAUUAUCAGCUAAUGAAGCAAUAACAGAAAAUGAACUGGUCAAAAACUCUGGCAAUGUUAUAAGUGAAGCAGAGUCUAACACCAAAGAAGAAGACAAUACCAUAGUCGGAGAAAACAUAGAAGAACCUUCUGCAGAGCCCACAGAAGCAGCCUCCAUUAAAGAAACCAGUGACAAUGAGGUUGACCAAGAAAAAGACAAUAACAGCAAUGAUGAGGAAGACAGAGAAGAGGUAAAAACUAAAAGCAAAGCUGAAUCAGACCAGGAAGAGGAGACAGAUAAGGGACUAGAUGAAACCACUGAUGCCAAUAUGUCUGCAAAUGAGGAAAAUGAAGCCAGUGAUCUCAAAGUCAGAAGUGAGGAGCAAUCUGAGGCAAAAGAAGAAACUAAUUCAGAAGUAGCAGACGAUACUGAGAAAAAUAUUGAAAGUCAAAAAGAAAGUAUUGAAGAAUCUGACAAAGAUGAGGGAGACACUGAGAAAGACAACAACAUAGAUCUAACUGAACAAGACAUUGUUGCUAAUGAAUCAACAAAUGCACAAGAGGAAGUGAUCGAGGAUGAAGCUGUAGAAGAUGAGGCUGGAGGUGAAAUCGAAAGCUCUGACAAAGGAGAGGAAACUGAUAAUGUUAACGAGGAGGAGUGUAAUGAUGAAGAAGAAGAGGAGGAGAUUUCUGUUGAAAAUGAAACAAAAGAGGAAAAAACUGAGGAGGGUGAUAACACAAAUGAAGAUGUUGCUGAAGCUGACAAAGCAGAAAAUGAAUCUGACACAGCAAAUGAAACAAAAGAAGGAGAGUCAGCUGAUGAGGAAGAGGAAAAAGAGAUUUCUGCCGAAAAUAUGUCAAAUGAAGAUGAGGACCCAGGUGAUGAAGUAAUUGAAAAUUCACAAAAUGAUGAAAAUCAAACAAAGGAAGAAGCUAUUGAGGUUGAUGAUAACACAAAAGAUGUUGCUGAAGCUGAAGCUGAUAAAACAGAAAGUGAAGCUGAAGCAGCAGAUGAAACAAAAGAAGAGUCAGCUGAUGAGGAAGAGGAGGAAGAAGAGAUUUCUGCAGAAAAUGCAAAUGAAGACGAGGGAACAGGUGACGAAGUAACAGAGAAAAAUGAUGAAGAUGUAACAAAGGAGGAAGCAAAUGAGGUUGAUGAAAACACAAAUGAAGAUGAUGCUGAAGCUGACAAAACAGAAAAUGAAUCUGAAACAGCAGAGGAAACAAAAGAAGAUGAAGAGGCAGCUGAUGAAGAAAAAGAAGAAAUUGCUGUAGGAAAUGCACCAAAUGAAGAUGAGGGAACAGGUGAUGAAGUAACUGAAAACUCACAAAAUGGUGAGGAUGAAACAAAGGAAGAAGCUAUUGAGGUUGAUGAUAACACGAAUGAAGAUGACGCUGAAGCUGACAAAACAGAAAAUGAAUCUGAAGCAGCAAAUGAAACAAAAGAAGAGUCAGCAAAUGAGGAAGAAGAGGAGAUCUCGGCAGAAAAUGCACCAAAUGAAGAUGAGGGAGCAGGUGCUGGCAUAACUGAGAACUCACAAAAUGAGGAAGAUGAUGCAAAGGAGGAAGCCACUGAGGUUGAUGAUAGCACAAAAGAUAUUAAUGAAGACAAAAAUGAAUCUGAAGCAGUGGAUGAAACAAAAGGAGACGAAGAGUCAGCUGAUGAGGAAGAGCAGGAAGAAGAAGAGAUUAUUGCAGAAAAUGCACCAAAUGAAGACGAGGGAACAGGUGAAGUAGCUGAGAACUCACAAAAUGAUGAGGAUGAUAAUGCAAAGGAGGAAGCCACUGAGGUUGAUGAUAACACAAAAGGUAAAACAGAAAGUGAAACUGAAAGUGAAGUGAAAGAUGCCAAUGAAACAAAAGAAGAGUCAGCAGAUGAAGAAGAGAAGGAAAAGGAGGAGGAGGAGACUGCUGCAGAAAAUGCACAAAAUGAGGAAGAGGGAACAGGUGAUGUGACAACUGAGAACUCACAAAAUGAUGAGAAUGAAACACAGGAGGAUGCUACAGAUGUUGACGAUAACACAACAGAGAAUCCAUCUGAAGCUGAAGAGGAAAAAGGAGACGAAGAAGAAGCUGAGUCAGCAGGUGAGGAAAUGAAUAAUGAGACUGAGGAGAAAGGUGCUUCAGGUGAAGAAGCUGAUGAGGAAGAGGAGGGAAAUGAGAAAGACGUAACAGAAGACGAUAAUAAUGAGCCUCCUUGUGAAAACUCUGACAUCGACAGUGCAAAUGAUGUGGAGAGCGACGAGGAAAAAAGUGAAAAUGAGAAUGUGGAUAUAGCUGGAGAAAAUGCAGAAGAAUCAAAUCAAGAGGAAGAGGGCACUCCCGUCUCCAGUGGAGAUGAGUCUACAAAAGAAAUGCAAGAUACUACCACAGCUUGUGAUGCAAAGGAAGAAACAACAGAACAAAAGUCUGAUGAAGAUGAGGCUACUGAAGAAGUCAAUGAACCAGCAGAAAACAAUACAGAGGCCCUUGAAGAUCAAAAUGAAAACCUAUCAGAAGAUGAAGACAAGACCUCUUUAACUCAAGAGCAGUCUGAAAAUGACACAGCUGAAGUGGCCAAGCCCAGCACCAAAGAUGAAGACAAUCCUACAGCUGAAGACAAUACUGAAGAACCUCCUGCUGAGCAUCAAGAAGCAGCUUCCAUUGAAGAAACCUGUGACAAUGAGGCUAGCCAAGAAAAAGAAGAUAACAGCAUUGAUGAGGAGGAUGGAGAAGAGGAUGAGGAAGAGGAGGAGGAUACACCUCUAACUAGUGGAGAUGAAGAUGGCACGGCAGGUGAAGAUGCAAAUGAAGAAGAUAUCACUGAUGAAGAACCUGAGCUCCCUGAAGACGAAAAUGUUGAAACCUUUGAGGAAAAGUCUGAUGAGGACAUGACCAAAGAGGAUGAAAAUGUAGAUACCAAGUCAAAUGAUGAAAAUGACAAAACCCCUGUCACAAGUGGAGAUGAGUCUGCAAAUGAGGAUGAUGCUGAAACUCAAUUGACAGAAGAUGCAAAAACUGAACAAGAGUCAGAUGAAGAAGAGGAAACAGGAACAGGCAAAGAGGAAAGAGAAGAUGAAGAGACAGAUAAGGAAACCAGCGAGAAAGAAGCAAGUGAACAAAAAAAUGUUGAUGACGAGACUCCUGUUACUAGUGGAGAUGAGUCUGUAAAUGAGAGCAGUGAUGAAGAUGAGGAGAAUGAUGAAGCAGAUGGGGAGAACAAUAAUGUCAAAUCACCUGAACCUCAGUCACAAAAUGAGGACAAUGGAAAUGUUUCUGAAUCAAGUGCUGCCAAAACUGAGGAUGAAAAAGACUUGAAUGUAAAAGAAGAUAGUGACUGUGGAUCAGCAGAUGAGGGGGUUUCAAAAGCCACUUCAGAUGAUGGAAAGACAAAAUCCACAGUGGAAAAUAAUUCAGAAGAUGUAAACGAGCCACUUGAUAAGGAUGAGGAAGAAAACAAUGAAUCUAAGUCGGAGCAAAAUGACGAGGACAUAGAGGGAAAAGAGACUGAAGAAAAUGAAUCUAUUGACAAUGAAGAAAAAGUCAGCGCAGAAAGCGAUGCUGAUAGUGAAGAGAGUCAAAGUGAAACAGGUGACGAGAGAAUUACAAAUGACUCUAGUUUUGACAACGAAAAACAGGAAGAUAACCAGGCAGAGGAGGCUCAGCAAGAGAAUGUUACUGAGACAGAGGUCACAGAGGUGAAGCCUGAUGGCGUUGAUAAUGUUGAAGAAAUCUCAUUGAAGAAUGAACCAGAAGAAGAAUCAAAACUGGAAGACAUUGAAGAAUAUGAUGAUGGCCAGCAAAAAAUAAAAGAAGAAGUGAAUAACUCUACUAAAGAACAAGAAAAAGAUUUAAAAAGUGAUGCUCCUUGA